This is a messenger RNA of Coffea arabica (coffee), 2968 nucleotides long. Its product is annotated as histone acetyltransferase GCN5. Gene Ontology annotation, biological process: positive regulation of transcription by RNA polymerase II; chromatin remodeling. Gene Ontology annotation, molecular function: protein binding; histone H3 acetyltransferase activity. The record is from RefSeq and is a predicted model, not a curated record. NCBI's taxonomy places the organism in Eukaryota, Viridiplantae, Streptophyta, Magnoliopsida, Gentianales, Rubiaceae. Gene Ontology annotation, cellular component: histone acetyltransferase complex.
GAUCCAGCAUUCUUGAAUUGUCAAGCAUGUGUUAGGCCGCGUCGUUACGACGACGUAUAGGUGUUAUAUUCGCAUUUAGCCACAGAAUCCAGUAUCCGCUGCAGCGCGACAUUUCUCUGGUCUGAAGUGCCAGCUUCCGUACUCAGGUGGACAGUUGACUGGACACUGGCAGGAACAACCCCGGGAACCCUACCUCGAUCCAAUAAAGAGAAAAAAAAACCCCUAUUUUUCAGUAACGAGCUUCAAAAUUACGCAAUUCGUCUGUUGCCAACUCGAUCCUGAACUUCAAUUCAUUUAUCUGAGUUUCUGAUUUUCAUAAAAUCCAAGCAAAAUCAAUAUUGAUAACUUAUCUGAACCAUCAAUUAAAAGCAAUGGACAGUCACUUAACAGCGCCGGUCCGUUCUCGUAGCUCACAGUCGGCGUCUCCGUCACACUCUGCAUCGGCCUCAGCUACGUCAUCCAUCCACAAGCGCAAGCUGGCGUCUGACGAUCACGCACCGCCAUUCCCUUCCUCGUUCUCCGAUACGCGCGACGGAGCACUGACAUCCAACGACGACUUAGAAAGCAUCAGUGCACGGGGCGCGGACUCCGAUUCCGACGACGAGUCCGAGGAGGUGGUUGACGAUGAAGAGGAGGAGUAUGAUAAUUCCUCCAUGAGGAAUUUUACGGCCUCGAGGCUAGAGACCAGCGUGCCACCCCUAGCGAGGAAUACCAAGCUCAAGAGUGAGAACUCCGUCAAAGUUGAGCCCUCCGAGAUGGCGAAAGAUGGUGGCAACGCUGGCGCCUCUUUCAAUGCUGCGAAUUCUGCUGGUGUUGGUUCUGCUCCUAGUACUGGGGUGAAGGAUGAGGUGGCGAAGAAUAUUCUUACAGAUAAUAUACAAACAAGUGGGGCUUAUAGUGCAAGAGAGGAGAGUUUGAAGAGAGAAGAGGAAUCAGGAAUGCUGAAGUUUGUAUGCGUGUCGAAUGAUGGUACUGAUGAGCAUAUGGUUUGGUUGAUAGGGUUGAAGAAUAUAUUUGCCAGGCAACUGCCUAACAUGCCUAAGGAAUAUAUUGUUCGUCUUGUGAUGGACAGAAACCACAAAUCUGUUAUGGUUAUCAGACGUAAUCAGGUUGUUGGUGGCAUAACAUACCGUCCUUAUGUGAGCCAGAAGUUUGGGGAGAUAGCCUUUUGUGCAAUCACAGCAGAUGAACAAGUUAAGGGCUAUGGGACCAGGCUGAUGAACCACUUAAAGCAGCAUGCACGCGAUGUGGACGGGCUAACUCACUUUCUAACUUAUGCUGACAAUAAUGCUGUCGGUUACUUCGUCAAACAGGGCUUCACAAAGGAGAUUUACCUAGAGAAAGAGUGGUGGCAUGGGUAUAUUAAGGAUUAUGAUGGAGGGAUUCUUAUGGAAUGCAAAAUUGAUCCGAAGCUUCCUUACACUGAUUUGUCAACUAUGAUACGCCGGCAGAGACAGGCAAUUGAUGAAAAGAUAAGGGAGCUAUCUAAUUGUCAUAUUGUCUACAAAGCAAUUGAUUUUCAGAAGAAGGAAGCUGGUAUCCCCAAGAAGGCUAUCAAAGCUGAGGAUAUACCUGGCUUGAGAGAGGCAGGUUGGACUCCUGAUCAGUAUGGCCAUUCUCAGUAUAAGAUGGUUAGCUCCUUAACAGAUGGAGUCUCACAUCAGAAGGCCAUGACUACAUUUUUGCGGUCACUUGUAAAGGCGAUGUAUGACCAUCCUGAUUCUUGGCCGUUUAAGGAAGCUGUUGAUGCAAGAGAUGUACCUGACUAUUAUGACAUCAUUAAAGAUCAAAUAGAUUUGAAGGCCAUGGCAAAACGGGUAGAAUCAGAGCUGUAUUACGUGACUCUUGAUAUGUUUGUUGCGGAUAUCAGGAGGAUGUUUGUAAAUGCACGCACGUACAACUCUCCUGAGACGAUCUACUAUAAAUGUGCAACCAGGUUGGAAAACCAUGUAAUGAACAAGUUUCUAGGUGGUGUCCAAUCUGGUAGCAAGAUUCAACAAUAGCAUAUUUACAGAUUCUUAAGGAGAAUAUGAGCACCACUAAAUUGGUUCCUUCAUUCGCAUGUUAAGCCAUAUUUAUCUGUUAUCAUGAGCGACAUUGAAUUGUUCUUAUACAUCAUAGAAUUGUCUAGAAUCUUUCCAUGUUUACGCGAGAAAAAUGAAGACAUUGCUCUGACACUCCUCUAUUAGUUAGUUACUAUUUUAGUAUGGGUUGUAUUCAGUUCUUCAUGUUAACAUUGUCACAAUUUACAAAUAUGAUGUUUGCUCAAGGUAUUUUGUUUUGAUUUUUGAACUGUUUUUAAGGUUAGGGUCACCAACCUUCCUGUAGGAGAAUAGGGCUUUGCGUUGCUCUCUUGGUUUUUAAUUUUUUUUUUUCCAGUGCCACAUACAAUUUCUAUGCCGUGUUUGGAGAAAUAUAUUAUCAAAUCUGAGAUAUUAGCUUUCUUGGGAAAAUUGAUUUUGAAAUUAUGGCUGCGCAUUUUUUAUUUUUAACGUGGUUCUUCUUAACUGACGUAUACUUUGCUAGACAUGAAGUUGAUGACAGUCCAAUGGAGUCCGUUGAUAAGACUGAUGAAGUAGACACUAGCGAGCUGGCACCUGGUAGUCUAUUUGAUUCCGGAGCUGGCACCUGCCUUUUUUUUUUUUUGGCGUGGUCUAUAUGUGAUGGGGGUACCAGACAGACGGCCAUCAUCACAUUGAUUUGGGCAAACUGUCAACUCGCUUCUGCAGUAGGUAACUAUAUGGCUCAGGUCCAAAAAAAAAAACCUCAAGACGGGUGAAAACUCUAAUAAUGGAGGAUGGAGGAGGUUAAUUACACAAAUUGCCCCUUUUGGCUCAUCGGUAAUUUGCUAUAAUUCGUGGAACUCGUAUUAAGUGAAUUUGUAGUCGUUGAGUUUCCAAAUGGCAGAGAGAUUCAUAUAUUGUUAUUAUUAGUCAUUGAAGGCACGUGCCCCAUUGAGCACAGAAAA